AUGGGGAAGAAGCGGCGGAAGGACGACGAGGAGGCGGAAGGUGCAGGGGUGGAGGGACAAGAGCAGCCACCUCCAGACGCAGGUGGCGGGAAGAAGGCGAAGCAAAAGGUGAUUCACGUCCAGGACCUGACGGAUUCGAAGCUCGAGGAGCGCGAGAAGGAGCUCGCCGAGGAGCUACGCAAAGCCCGGCUGACCCAAGGAACCUUGCGAGGGGAUCCACCAGCCAAUAACCGCAUUCUGUGGCAGCGGCAAGUGACCUACGCCAAUAACGCAGUCCAUCGCGCCGAGCAAGCCCACCAAGAGGUCCGACGGGAGAUCGAGAAGAGGCGGUUCAGACGCUGA
This is a messenger RNA of Symbiodinium natans, 342 nucleotides long. The record is from the annotation of a GenBank genome assembly. Lineage: Eukaryota; Dinophyceae; Suessiales; Symbiodiniaceae.